Eriocheir sinensis (Chinese mitten crab) is the source of this 2817-nucleotide messenger RNA. RefSeq names its product chorion peroxidase-like. The record is from RefSeq and is a predicted model, not a curated record. Gene Ontology annotation, biological process: response to oxidative stress. NCBI's taxonomy places the organism in Eukaryota, Metazoa, Arthropoda, Malacostraca, Decapoda, Varunidae. The transcript is spliced from 17 exons. Gene Ontology annotation, molecular function: heme binding; peroxidase activity. Bases 176 to 2620 code for a protein of 814 amino acids.
CACUAUUUUCCUUCAUGAGUGGCGGCACAAACCCGGCAAGUGGCAACCACCUCGGCGGCGCAAAGGCAGCAAAGGAGGGGACAACCACCGCGCGGCCCUCCAACCUCUGACAGUCGUGUUGCAAACCGCGAAGAGAUUGGUUGGGUAGGCACCGUGGCUCUUGAACGGUCCAACCAUGAUGCAGCAGUCGACGGCAGUGAUGGUGGCAGUGCUGCUGCUGGCCACUCCCCUUCGUGCAGGGCUGGAGGAGGACAUAGAGGAGGCGGUACAGGAGCUGCCCGUCGCCCGAGCCAUACGGCAGAUCCAAUUCCCGGGCCAGUCGCAGCCAGGAAGGUUUCCGGGUGGAUUUAACUUUGGUGGCGGCGGCGGCGGCGGCGGAGGAGGAGGACGGGGAGGCUGCCUCUGUGCCCCGAUGGUCGUCUGUGCCUCGUCACUAUCACUGAUUCGUCAGACGUGCCAGCUCCCAGACGGCAGCCCAGGCGUGUGCUGCCCCGACCAGACCUUGGCAAGCAUCCCUCAGUCCAGCGGGAGGGGUGACAACAAGAUAUUUACGGCUCCGCGAAUCAACGCCAAUAUUCAGCACCUAGAUUCCCAGGGGGUGAACGAGGCCUGUCACAAGGGCCUCAAAAAAAUCAAUGAAAUUGGUAACCUAGAACAGAAUCUCAUCAGAAACAACGUAAUUCUCAAGAGUAACACACCAGCCUCCGGACACCUGCGGCAGUUCAGGACGAGUCGGCGGGCGAAGAGGAUGGCCGAGGCCGCUCAGGCUAUCGUGGCGGCUUCCACCAACAUGCUCAACGAUUUCAAGCUGACAACACGUCAGGGAGGAUUUGGCCUGAAGAAUGUGAAGGUGGCCAACACGGUGCUUGCUGACAGGUGUCCCCAGAAUCCUACGUGCAGCGGGAACCUCAAGUACCGCACUAUCGACGGCUCCUGCAACAACCCCAACAAUCCCGCGUGGGGCAUGAGCAGCACACCCAACCAGCGCAUCAUGCCGCCGACCUACGACGACGGUAUCUGGGAGCCCCGCACACGAGGCGUGGACGGUUCGCCGCUGACUAACGAGCGAGUAAUCAGCAACAACGUCAUGGCCGAUUUCGACCAACCAGACCCACAGUUCACGUCGUCUGUAAUGCAAUGGGCGCAGUUUGUGGACCACGACAUCGCACAUGUUCCUUUCCCAUCCAUGAAUGGAGAAGGAAUUGAAUGCUGUGCAAAUGGCCAAGAGAUUACCGGACCGAAUCGUCAUCCUCUCUGCUGGCCAAUCAACACCAGCAGCGACGAACUCUACAGGUCCUUCGGCACGAGCUGCAUGAACUUCGUCAGGAGCAUGUUGUCCGUCAACCCGGGCUCGGAGUGCACCUUUGGUUUUGGCGAGCAGCUGAACCAAGUCACGCACUGGCUGGACGGCUCCAACAUUUACGGCUCCUCGGAAGAGGAGGAACGGGAACUGAGGGCCCCUUCAAACGGCCUUCUAUUGACCUCUGGUAAUAACUUCCUGCCGAUCCUGCCGCAGCACCAGGGCGGCAUGUGCGAGGCGCAGGAGCGGGGCGCCAGUUGCUACUCUGCAGGCGACUCCCGCGUGAACGAGCAGCCGGGCCUCACCGCCAUCCACACGCUGUGGAUGAGGGAACACAACCGCGUCGCCCGAGACCUGCAAAACCUUAACCCGCAAUGGGAUAACGAUAAAGUGUUCGAGGAGGCCCGCAGGAUCGUGGUGGGCGAGCUGCAACACAUCACCUACAACGAGUGGCUCCCCAUCAUCGUGGGAAAGAACUUCAUGCGAUCUUUCGGGAUCAACGUUUUGGGCAACGGUUACAGCUUCGAUUACAACCCCAAUCACAACCCCAACAUGAAUAACGAGUUCUCGGCAUCUGCCUUCAGGUUCGGUCACUCGCUGGUGCAGGGAACGCUCAGACUGUUCUCGGCUAAUGGCGGGACGAGCACCAUCCAGUUGAGGAACCACUUUAACUCUCCUCACCUCAUUCAGAAAGAAGGGAAGCUGGACGAUCUCGUUCGCAGCUUGACUCAACUCGCCAUCCAGAGGUUCGACAGUUUCGUUACCAAAGACUUGUCGAACCAUCUCUUCCAGACGCCAGCCACUCAGUUCGGUAUGGAUCUGAUAAGUAUCAACAUUCAUCGAGGACGUGACCACGGUAUCGCUACCUACAACUCUAUCCGCGAGGUGUGCGGCCUUCGUCGAGCAAGAAGUUUCAACGACCUUCUCGAUCAAAUGGAAGAAAGAUCCAUCAGAUCUCUUCAAGCAGUGUACAAGAGCGUGGACGACAUUGACUUCUUUGCGGGAGGCAUGUCUGAGCGCCCCGUGUCUGGCGGGCUGCUGGGCUGGACGUUCCUCUGCGUCGUUGGUGACCAGUUUGCGCGCCUGAAGAAGGGAGAUCGAUACUUCUAUGACCUUGGAGGCCAGCCGGGCUCAUUCAGUGAAGCUCAGCUCCAGGAGAUCCGCAAGGCGUCUUGGGCUCGGAUCAUCUGUGACAACACCGAGACCAUCUCUGCCGUCCAGCCUCUUGCCUUUCAGCUGGCCAACAACCAAUUCAACCGGCCGGUGCAGUGCAAUAGCGACAGUAUCCCGCGCAUGAACCUGCGGGCCUGGGACGAGUAGCGGGAGGUCGCCCCACGCUGUCCUCCCUCGGCUCCUCCUUCGCGCGACACAUCUUCUUCUCUAAAUCUUCGUUCACUUCUUCAUCCAAAUCAUGUAAUUUUGUUUUCUUGUUAUAGUAGGGGAAGUAUUUAAAGGGCACAAAAAAAAGUAAGAAAUGCCCGAUCAAAUACACGUUCUUUAGUAAAAUAUUAAAAUGA